AUGUCAAUAUUAGAAGAUAGAGUUGAUGUCAAAGACAUCAAGGUUGAAAGGAUCGAGGAAGAUCGUAAAGAUCCGACUACCUUCCUACCAGAAGAACCAAUGACAUAUGAAAUAAAAACUAAAAAGAAAAAAAGGAAAAAAAUACAAGAAGAUCCCUUUAAAGAUAUAGAAGAAAAGAUACCGUUAACAACGGUAACCGUGUAUGAUCCGAUUACAGAAGUUAAUACAGAAACGAUAUUAGAUCCAGAAGUCAAUAUAAAGGUUGAAAAUAUAGAAGUUGAAUUAGAUUUUAACGAUUUUGCUAAUGAUAAUGGUUUAAUGGUAGAGGGACCUCAAAGUGAGGAUAGUCAAGAGCCCGCUGUGAAAAUUGAGGACCAAAAUCACGAGGCCGUAUUAUUGACCUUCGAAAGUAUAAUCCACGACAAAAAUGUUCUAGGAUUUAGCCCAGCGACCGCGCCAGCGACGAAUUACGUCUGCAAGAUAUGUCAUCUAGUCUUUCAAUCCCCAAAAACCCUUAGAAUGCAUCAGAAAAGAAAACACAAAGUGUUCCGCAAAUCAUUUAAGCAUGUAUGCGAUUAUUGCGGUAUGUCCUAUGAACAGAAGAACAGUCUAGUUGCUCAUAUUAAAAGGAAACAUGGACCAAAUUCUGUUCCCGACGAUGGUGAAGAACGAACGUGUGACGUUUGUGCGCUAGUUUUCAAAGGCAUGACGCGAUUGAGAAUGCAUAUGAGACGAAAACAUGGCUCCUUUGAAGAAUCCUUCAAACAUGUCUGCCAGGAAUGUGGACUUACGUACGACAAGUAUAGAAGUCUCAUCGUGCAUAUACAACGGAAACACACAAACGAUAAAAAACCCGUAAUGGAUACGUGGUACAACUGCCCAUUUUGUCCAAAAGUUUUCACGAAAAGGGAAACAUACGCUAGACAUGUCCAAAGAAAACACAGAAUCAGCGACGAAGAUGAAAUGAAACACGAAAAUCGUGAUCUAGAAAAUUAUAAGAACGAAGCUACUGGGGAAGUUACUUGUAAAGAAUGUCCAUUAGUGUUUUCAUCGAUGACAUUUCUGAAACUACACAUGAGAAGGAAACACAACGCUUUGAAAGAAGACUUUAGAUUAAAAUGCAAGAUAUGUAACUUGUCUUACGACAAAAUAGAAAGCUUAAAACGUCACAUACGAAGGAAACACGAUAAGAACUCAUAUUGUGACGUCUGCGAUAAACAGUUUGAGAGUAGAGAAGUUUACCUCACUCACACGCACAAAAGGAUAGUCCAAGAAUGUACUGUUUGCAAUUUAAUAUUCGCAACGCAUCGCGGUCUCUGUAAACAUUUACGGACUACCCACAAAGUGGAACUGCCCAAGACUGUGUUCUGUGAUCUAUGCAACGAAAGUUUCCACGACAAACGACAACUCAAACCUCAUUAUAUGAAAGUACAUUUAAAAGCUUCGUACACAUGCAUCUUCUGUAAGAAGAUAUUCAAAGCGAAAGAGAGUUAUCGUCGACACGUACUUCUAAAGCAUCCGGUUGACGAAAAAACAUGUUCGCAGAAAUGCGAUCAAUGCACAGAGAGUUUUGCUGACGAAUUCGAAUUAUGCAAACAUAUUAACAUGGCGCACAGACAGGAAAAUUCCGAAAUAGGCCCAUUAACUUUGAUAGACAUCAAAAAAGAAGAAGUUGACAUACCAGAAACCUUCCAUUGCACAAAAUGUUCUAACACAUACAAAAACUGGAAUGAUUUAAAAUCUCAUUACGAACAGAGUCACAUAUCCGUGACAGAAACCCAGUGUCAAAUAUGCGGGGAAUUGGUGCCGGGGAACGAAUUACAGAAGCACAUUAAAACUACCCACACAGACACAUCAGUGAGAUGCAAGUACUGCGAAUUCGUUACAAACAAUCGAGCUAGCAUGACACAACAUAUGCUACGACAUAAAAAUGCUACCACAAUACACUGUGAUUACAACAAUUGUAAAUAUAAAACUUUCUACGAGGGUGCAAUGGAGAAACAUAAGCGUAGGCAUAGAGAUCAGGGCGUUAAACUGCAAUGUUCUCAAUGUCCUUUCCAAACUAUGGGCAAAUAUAUAUUGAAGUACCACGAGGAAGCUCAUAGUACAGGCAAAAAACGAUAUUCUUGCGACCAAUGUGAUUACGCCACUAUAUUGCCGGCUAAUCUAGUGCAGCACAGAUACAAACAUUCCUCGGAGAAAAGAUUCAAGUGUGAAGUCUGCCCUUUCGCUACAAAGUACAAUACGUCGUUGCGUUUCCACGUUAAAAAGAAACAUUGUGAUCUCCCGACAUUCAGUUAA
Danaus chrysippus (African queen) is the source of this 2301-nucleotide messenger RNA. Lineage: Eukaryota; Metazoa; Arthropoda; Insecta; Lepidoptera; Nymphalidae. The record is from the annotation of a GenBank genome assembly.